Molecule: messenger RNA, 681 nt
Organism: Rotaria socialis
Lineage: Eukaryota; Metazoa; Rotifera; Eurotatoria; Philodinida; Philodinidae
Source: the annotation of a GenBank genome assembly
AUGGCAAAACCAAGUGAAGUCUGUCAUUUUAAAAUUCUAAUUAUCGGCGAAUCAAGUGUUGGAAAAAGUAGUUUAAUGACUCGUUUUGUUGAUGAAACAUUUCAAGCAACAUUUUUCCCUACGAUCGGAGUUGAUUUUAAAGUUCGAACAUUACUCAUCGAUGGUUAUCAAUGCAAAGUUCAGAUUUGGGAUACCGCUGGCCAAGAACGAUUUCGCGUAAUCACCACUUCUUAUUAUCGUGAUGCAGCUGGUGUCCUCAUCGUUUAUGACGUAACCAAUGGCGAAUCUUUCUCUCGUAUUCGUCGUUGGAUCGAUGAAAUAAAUAAAUACUGUGAUGACAAUAUAGCUAAAGUACUUGUUGGCAAUAAGGAUGACAAUCCAUCGACAGAAGGUAAUCAAAGCGAAAAAGUUGUAGCAACAUCAGAUGCUGAACAAUAUGCACGUCAAAUGAAAUUAACAUUUUUUGAAACAUCAGCAAAAGAUAAUAAAAAUGUUUAUGAAGCUUUUUAUGCUAUAACACGUUUAGCAUUGCAAAGACGUUUAGAAGCACGCGUAAAAGCACAAGAAAUGCAACACAAUGAUACGACAAAUGGUGGUAUAUCAUCACAAACUGUUCGAUUAAAAACAUCGAAAAAAUCCAAGAAGAAAGAUAAAAAACUUAAGGCGGCAUGUUGUAAUUAA